Messenger RNA from Hevea brasiliensis (rubber tree), 694 nucleotides. RefSeq names its product auxin-responsive protein SAUR36. The transcript has a single exon. Lineage: Eukaryota; Viridiplantae; Streptophyta; Magnoliopsida; Malpighiales; Euphorbiaceae. Bases 1 to 519 code for a protein of 172 amino acids. Gene Ontology annotation, biological process: response to auxin. The record is from RefSeq and is a predicted model, not a curated record.
AUGAGAAAGAUAAGAGGUUUCAAGAUUGGAAAACGGUUGGUCAGGAUCUCCCGAUGGAUCUUCCGGCGGACCCGUAGCCCAUCCAGUUACAAUCGGCUAUGUUCGCAGGGACAAACGUGCAGGCCCAAGCCUCUCGCGAAGCUUAUAAAGUGGGGUCGCCGCUUGACAACAGGAGCAAAAUCUCUGUGUUCUGCAAAACCCGGGUCGGGUUACACUCCUUUGGUCGAGGAGCCUAUCCAUGAAAAGUCGGUGACAGUGCCAAAGGGACAUUUGGCGAUUUAUGUGGGUCAAAAGGAUGGUGAUUUCCACAGAGUUUUGGUGCCCGUGAUUUACAUAAACCAUCCUCUGUUUGGCGAGCUUUUGAGAGAAGCAGAAGAGGAGUAUGGGUUCAAUCAACAAGGUGGCAUCACGAUUCCAUGCCGAUACUCGGAGUUUGAAAGGGUCCAAACCCGAAUUGCAGCAGGGUCGGGUGGACGUAAGCUGGCGUCGAAACGCAACCAUAAUUGGGGACUUUUAUGAGAUGAUGACGAUAAUGUUCAGAUGAUUGUGAUGUUUAGAAUUGCUGGUGUUAACUAUGGAGCGGUUGGCUCCCUCUUUUUUUUUUUUUUAACUUUUUCAAAGGCCUCUCCUUUCUUUUCUUUUUUUCUCUAUUAGUUGUAAAUUGAUAUGGUUAUGUCAUUUAGUUUGCUGUUUU